This is a messenger RNA of Dentiscutata erythropus, 234 nucleotides long. The record is from the annotation of a GenBank genome assembly. Lineage: Eukaryota; Fungi; Glomeromycota; Glomeromycetes; Diversisporales; Gigasporaceae.
CUCUUAUUAGUAAGUGAUUUAAAAAAAAUUAGAGCUAUUAUUGAAAAAGAGGUUAGUGAAAAUAUGAUAGAUAAUAAGGAAAUUGAUACUAAAAACUUUGAAAGGUUUUCCAAAGAAGAUUUUGAAAAUUGCUUAAAGAAGAGUUUUGAAAAAAACUCUGAACAAGAUUUUGAACAAUUCAAAGAAGAAUAUUAUAUGAAUUUAGAAAAUACUCAGAAAAAGAUUUUGAUGAAA